This is a messenger RNA of Seriola aureovittata, 12513 nucleotides long. Its product is annotated as interphotoreceptor matrix proteoglycan 2-like. Lineage: Eukaryota; Metazoa; Chordata; Actinopteri; Carangiformes; Carangidae. The coding region runs from base 1 to 5997 and encodes 1998 amino acids. Gene Ontology annotation, biological process: visual perception. The transcript is spliced from 15 exons. The record is from RefSeq and is a predicted model, not a curated record.
AUGGUUUGGGACUUCGGACUUGUGCUGCUGUUCGUCCUCGCUCCACAGGCUGCUGGAAUUAAAGAGAGCGGCGUGGGGCUGGACUCGGGAGCGAGCGCACAGGCUGUCGGCUCUGUACGUUUGGCCGAGCUGCUGAAGACGCCGACGCGCACCAAAGGUUCAGGGUUUGAACUCGGCAGACGUCGAUCCAGGAGGUCGGUGUUUUUACACUCCGGAGUGAGGAUCUGUCCUCAGGAGACCAUCAACGAAGUGCUGGCCAGUCACCAGGCGUACUACCAGCUCAGAGUUUGUCAGGAGGCUGUGUGGGAGGCGUUCAGGAUCUUCUUCGACAGGAUCCCUGGCACGGCGGAGUACCAGAGAUGGGUUCACACGUGUCAACACGAGUCGCUCUGCAUCGUGGACCUCGCCAAAAACUUCAGCAGCUCCGAGGAGCACAUGACCAUGGUUCACAGGUUGGACGAGGCUCCUUCUUCACCACGACGGUCUGGCGCCUGCUUUACCGCUGAGGCCGGCUCCAGCAAAAAGCCAGAGAUACUUCAGCUCCUUCACUUUGGGCAGACACUCCGUCCCAACCUGGAGGGAACAAUCCAGUGUUUUCCAGCAGAGAACCACGACGUGGAGGCGCCGCCUGCUCACACUGUAAACCGCCCCCCAGUGCAGGCUGAAGGUCACGGGCCGAUGAAGCCGACAGACAUAGUCAUGAAACAUAUUUUCAGCAAUAUUUUCUCUAAAGCAAUCUCAGAGAUUCUACAGAGGACUGUGGGAAGAGGAUCAGUGACUCCUGCGCCGAAGCACAAGCUCCCUGAGAUCACAGGUGCGGAGGUUCAGACGGUCGCCUCACCGGCUGCACCGGCGAUCGUCACCGACGCCGCCGCCGCCCCCCUCGGCCCCACGAGUGCCUCUCCAAGCCCCGACCGCGAUCAAGCCCGGCCCGAGGAGGAGGCCGAAGAGGAGUCGGAGCUUCCUAACGUGGUACCUGAGAGUCCGGUGGAGCAGAUAGUGGAGUUCAGUAUCGACCUGGUGGACCCGGGUUACAGAGAGCUGCUGGACGACCCAGACUCGCCUCAGUACGUCGACCUGGCUCACCACCUGCAGGACCAGAUGCAGCACGUUUUUGACAAACUUCCAGGAUUUAAAGCCAUCCAUGUGCUGGGGAUCAGGCCCGGAGGAAUCUCUGUGCACUACUCUCUCGUCUUUGAGGUUAAUUCACCCAAAAUCAACUCUGAGAAUUCAGAGACGGCGACCCGCACACCGGAGUCGCCGGCUGGCUCCCGCCUCAGGGAAAUGGUGACCAAGGCUCUGCGUGAAGAGGCUUCGCUGCCCAUCGAUCUGGACUCGCUUAACUUCGAACCAGAGGCAAUCCUUCUUCCGGCACUGACCUCAACCUCUUCAGUAGAGGUAGUAGAAGUGGUGAAUGAGUCCAGUGAGCCUGACUCACACAACGAGUUUGAAGUUUUCACCGAUGAGCCGGAGGUUGAUAAACCUCGGCCGGUGGUUCCUCUCACCCCCAUGGAGAAGGAAAAUGCCCUGGUGACCCUGCUGGAUCCCACGGCUGUCCCGGAUGAUGAGACGACAGCAGUGACUGGUGGGUUGUCAGAGAGCAGUGAUCAUCCACCGGCCUCAGAGGAAAUUACUGAUGAGUCUGAGGCUAUUUAUGAGAGUGAACCCGAGGCACCGAAUGAUGAAGGGGAGGAGGAAGAAUUGCUGAUCAUUACACAUGAGGUUGAAACUAUUCAUCACGAUGAAACUGGAGAACUUGUGAGAGACUACAUCCCGACCCCCUCUGUGAUCCUCAACCUGGAGACAGAUGCUCCAGAUUUCGGUCUGUCUCCGAACGUGAUAUCUGAGGAAGACCUGAUUCCUCUUGAUGUGGACAGCGGGAAUCCUGGUUUGGAUGUUGUUCAGCUUACCCCAACUACACAGAUUUUGUUAACUACAGUUUUUGCAGGAGAGGAUUUGUCUGACUCGGGACAACCAAUCACAACACUCUCAGCCAUCACAGGCCAGCCGCCCACUGAGCCGACAGUGAAUCUUCAAGAAGAUGAAGAAGUAAACUCUCUUCCAGAUGACGAGGAGUUUGAUUUGGGCGCCCAUGAAACUUAUGACUCUGAUGAUGUUUCAGAAACAGAGGAACAGAAUGUUUCCGAGUCGGAAACUGAAGUUGAACUACUAGAACCAGAGGGAGAGUUAGAAGUCAAAACUGAUGAAGAAGCACUUGAGGUUUUGCAGCCGACACCUGAACAAGCUGAAGUGUCAGAACCAGAGGAAAAGCAUGUGAUAGAACCUGAAGAGGAGCCAAAUGAAAUGGAAGUUGAAGUUCCAGGAAUGGAGGAGAAGGACCUUGAAAUGUCAGAACCAGUUCAGGUUUCUGAGCCAGAAGAAUCUGAACCAGAAGCAGAACCAGACAAUAGCCAAAUAGAGGUUAUGACAGAAGAAGGAGAGGAAAAGGGAGUUGAAGUUCUGCAACCAAAUGAGGAAAUAGCUGAAGUUGAAGAAGAAGGUUUAAUCGAUGUGUCGCAUUCAGCUCCAGAGCCUGAUAAUGAUGUGUCUGAGGUUUCAGAACAACCACCAGAGCCAAACGAAGAGUCAGAACCCGGGGAUGUAGCUGAAGAGGUCUCAGAACCAGAGGAAGAGAUGGUUCAUGUUUCUGAGGAAACAGAACCUGAAGUUUCUGAACCAGAAGCAGAAGUGCUUGAGGAAAAAGCAGUUGAUGUUGUGAAACCAAUAGCAGUAGAAGAAGAGGUUGUUGAGGUUCCAGCACCAGAGGAUGAUGCUGCAGAAACAGAGGAGGAAGUGGUGGAGAUUUCAGAAGAAGCUGAGGAAGUUGUUGUUGCUCCAGCGCCAGAUGAAGGUGUAGUUGACUCAAUGGAACCAGAACCGGAACCAGAAUUAGCACCAGAAGGGGAAAGCCAUUUUACUGAAGGUGACACUGCAGAACCAGAAGAGGAGCAAGGAGAACCAGGGGAAGUGAUAGAGGUUGUAGAGCUUACUCCAGAACCAGAACUGGGGAAAGAUUCAGAUGAAAUACCAGAUUUACCUGAAGUCCCUCAAUCAGAGGAGGAUGUAGUUGAGGAUGUAAACCCGGAGGAAGAAGUGGUAGCAUCUCCAGAACCAUACGACGAGCCAGUGGACAUUUCACAGCCACAACUUCCGUCAGAAGAGGCAGAACAAGAGGAGGUAGUUGAGAAUCCAGCUCCAGAGGAUGUAUCAGAACCAGAGGAUGCAUCAGAACCAGAGGAUGUAUCAGAGCCAGAGGAUGCAUCAGAAGCAGAGGAUGCAUCAGAAGCAGAGGACGCAUCAGAACCAGAGGAUGUAUCAGAACCAGAGGAUGCAUCAGAACCAGAGGAUGCAUCAGAACCAGAGGACGCAUCAGAACCAGAGGACGCAUCAGAACAAGAGGAGGUAGUUGAGAAUCCAGCUCCAGAGGAUGUAUCAGAACCAGAGGAUGUAUCAGAACCAGAGGACGCAUCAGAACCAGAGGCUGCAUCAGAACAAGAGGAGGUAGUUGAGAAUCCAGAUCCAGAGGAUGUAUCAGAACCAGAGGACGCAUCAGAGCCAGUGGACGCAUCAGAGCCAGAGGAUGCAUCAGAACCAGAGGACGCAUCAGAACCAGAGGACGCAUCAGAACCAGAGGAUGUAUCAGAGCCAGAUGAUGUAACAGAACCAGAGGACGCAUCAGAGCCAGAGGACGCAUUAGAGCCAGAGGACGCAUCAGAACCAGAGGACGCAUCAGAACCAGAGGAUGUAUCAGAGCCAGAGGAUGUAUCAGAGCCAGAGGACGCAUCAGAACCAGAGGAUGUACCAGAACCAGAGGACGCAUCAGAGCCAGAGGACGCAUCAGAACAAGAGGAGGUAGUUGAGAAUCCAGCUCCAGAGGAUGUAUCAGAACCAGAGGAUGUAUCAGAGCCAGAGGAUGCACCAGAGCCAGAAGAUGCAUCAGAACCAGAGGACGCAUCAGAACCAGAGGAUGCAUCAGAACAAGAGGAGGUAGUUGAGAAUCCAGCUCCAGAGGAUGUAUCAGAACCAGAGGAUGUAUCAGAACCAGAGGACGCAUCAGAGCCAGAGGACGCAUCAGAACCAGAGAACACAUCAGAACCAGAGGACGCAUCAGAGCCAGAGGUUGUAUCAGAGCCAGAGGAUGCAUCAGAACCAGAGAACACAUCAGAACCAGAGGACGCAUCAGAGCCAGAGGUUGUAUCAGAGCCAGAGGAUGCAUCAGAACCAGAGGACGCAUCAAAGCCAGAGGUUGUAUCAAAGCCAGAGGAUGCAUCAGAACCAGAGGAUGCAUCAGAACCAGAGGAUGCAUCAGAACCAGAGGAAGGCAUAGAUGAGGCUUUACUGCCAGCGGAAGAGCUGCCUGGAGUUUCAGAGCCAGAAUCAACAGACGAGGUAGUAGUUGAAGUGCCAGAACCAGAAGGGGAGGGCGUUGAAGUACCAGAACUGAAUCCAGAGGAGGGAAUCGUUGAGAUUUUAGAACCAGAACCUAAUGAAGAUGUUAUUGAGCCACCAGCAGAAUCAAUUAAAAUCCUUCAACCCUUUGACAGCAUGGAAGAUCCUCACUUUGGAGAUGAUACUGUUCAGAUUGUUGAGGAUAACGAGUUCCUGCAACCUUUUGAACCCGACUAUCGUCGCCCAUUAGAAGAAGAUAAUUUACCCGUCAUACCAAUAGACACCCAUUCCUCUGUAGAAGAUGUUGGAGAUUCUGGUCAUGAGUAUCCUGUCAUCGAUGAUUUUUACAUCGAGGAGGACGUCGACAGCGUUGACUCUCAGGUGGAGAGUGACUCGGGUGUUGUCACGACGACGGAAGCAGCCCUAAGUGAUCUACAGUUUGAAACAACCUCUGUUAUUGCAGAGGUGACAGCUCCAGACAGGCAACACACAACAGAGGGCAAAGAAGUCACAGAAGACUUGCCGGAGGAGACACAAGAAAGUGAUUCUUCCUCAGAGAGAGACAUCAGUGUGACGGCAGCACCAGUUGCAGAAUCCUUCCCUACACCUCCGGCAACUUCUGUUGACGUGUCUGAAGUGUCCUCACCCAGCCCGACUGUAGACUUUGGACUCUUUGAGGUAGCGGAGCAAUCUGUAAUCUCCUCUGCUCCUGAGUCCUCGGAGGAUGACGGCACAGAGCCGGAGGCAGAGCCCGAGCAAAGUGAGCCAGCCGUCAUCAUCGAUGAAGACUUAGAGGACUCACCAACCAACCCACCGGCCGCGACCGAAGACAUCAUCGACGAGGCUGUAAAAGACUUGGCCACGGAGCUGGACCAAACGGACGUGGCGGCCACAGGGGCGAACGAGCUGCCGAAUGAGGGGAGUGGUUUUGAAUCAGCGGGCGAGGAACGCACCACCGUCAGUGUCACAGCACCGCCUCCAGUGAGAUACCUGACCACGCCAUCCAUGACCACCGCCAGCCAGGGCCGGGAGCUGGUGGUGUUCUUCAGCCUGCGAGUCACCAACAUGGACUUCUCUGAGGACCUCUUCAACAAGACGUCGUCCGAGUACAGAUCCCUGGAGAACACCUUCUUAGAUGUGCUGCUGCCGUUCCUGCAGGCCAACCUGACGGGCUUCAAGAAACUGGAGAUCCUCAACUUCAGGAAGGGCAGCGUGGUCGUCAACAGCAAGAUGAAGUUCGCCAAGUCGGUGCCGUACAACAUCACAGAGGCCGUGCACUGCGUCCUGGAGGAGUUCUGCUCCGCCGCCGCCAAGAACCUGCACAUCCAGAUCGACACCCACUCUCUGGACGUUGAACCAGCCGAUCAGGCCGAUCCCUGCAAAUUCCUGGCCUGCGACGAGUUUUCCCGCUGCAUGGUGAACCGCCGGACGAAGGAGGCCCAGUGUCUGUGCGAACCCGGCUUCCUGUCGGUGGACGGCCUGCCCUGUCAGAGCCUGUGUGUCCUCCAGCCGGACUACUGCCAAGGAGGGGAGUGUCACAUAGUUCCUGGACACGGAGCUGUGUGCAGAUACAAAGACAGCUACUCUUUUCCAGGCCUGGCCAGUUAAGAAAAUAUAUCGGCUUGGACGGCACCUGAGAAUACAACUAAAAGGUAAGAAGGGCUUGCUGCCAGGAGCGAGGCUGCUCCGCUAAAAUCCCUCAUGUGCAAUCAUGUGUUACUGUGUGCACACUCAGCAGGAGUGUUAGUGUGUAAGUUAGUGUUAUCAGACGCUGCAGAGUAAACCACACAGUCUGCACCAGCGUGGCAAUCCAGACCAAAAAACAAACACCUGCUUUUAUCUUCCUGUGAUCACUUCAUUUAGACAAAUUGCAGGGCUGUAAUCUGCCCUGACAGUCUGAGGCCAAAUUGGUUUAGAGCUGCAGUGUGUUUAGAGCUGACACUGAGCUGAACGGUGAGUAAUUAAACAUCCCAAAGGAUGGAGGAGGACUUGAACGUCAGGACCAUUUUGGAGCUAGAAAGGAGCCGUCAACGGGUAAACACCAGGAUUUGUCCCAAGUCCACGUCUCAUCUCGGGGUGAUUAGUCUGCUCCUCUGUGAUCCUCUUUUGGGGUCUGAGUCUCUGCUGAGCUGCGAGGGAGGUGCAGGACGUCUCACUGUGUUACUGCUCUGAACAAAAACAUUCACAUCUCAUAUUGAAAAGGUGGAGUUAAAACACAGUGAUGCAUCCACCUAAAACAAAAUGAAAUGUGGUCUCUGUGUUCUCUCUGCCCCGAAUCACUCUUUGCACAUUAAAGGUCCCAUAUUUUACACUUUACCUGUGUCUUAAGAUGGUCCUUUAUCAGUCCCACAGUGGGGAAAUUUGCAGGGUUGCAGCAGCGAAGUGGACAGUACAAAGAAAAGAAAAACAUUAAAAUGUCAACAUAAAAUACUUAGAAGCAAGAUAAAGGAUGGAUAAUAUCAUUUGUACAAUCAGAUAUUUAAAUACAACAAAAAUAGCAAGUCAUGUGUGUUAAUUAUUAUUACACAUGGUGAGUUGUCAGUCUUGAAAUGUUGAUCCAUCAGAAGAUAUAAAAACCAUCUCAGUGUAGUUUUACAUCUCCUCUCUCAGGCUUCUCUCUGGAGCUCUAGUAACAACAGGUCAGUCAGCCAAUCAGAAGAGAGGAGGCUCUGAGCCUCUCUUCUGAUUGGCUGACUGUUUUCUGAGUGAUCCAAUACAAAUAUAGCAGCAAAUAUCAGGUAAAAUACUCAGAGAAACCAAGGUUUGGAUGGUGGGUCCAGGUGGGCGGGGCUUGGUGACUGCUUUGUUGUGACAUCACAAAGUUCCAGAAGUCCUGACGGCUGGUUUUAAGGCUCAGUUUCUGAAUACAGGCUGUGUGCAUUUCUCUGUGGACUGAGGCUUUGAUACUUUCACAGUAUUAAUAUAGAAGCUAGAGCUGAUCUAUAAUCACACUACACAUGGACACAGACCUUUACACUGGAGGAACAGCUAAAUAAGGGCAGGAAAGUUUACAUCUGAGGAAGUGAACACUGUUAGAGGAGGAAGGUGAAGUGCAUCACUGAGAAAAAUGAGACAAAGAGCACUGAUAACAUUUUAUUUCACUGGUCUGUAAAUCCCUAAUAAUUUCCAGGAAAGUAGUUUGUAAUUUGGCGCUAAUUAUAUCAAAUCAGUGGCUGUUGUUAAAAGCUAGAGUAAUGUCAGUGCACAGCAGAUUGCCUAAACAUGCAGAAAUGCUUGAUUUCAGUGAGUGUCAUACAACCUGGGUUUCCUACUUGUAUUAGUUACAAUAGCUGUAAUAAACUGGAGUUAUCCUCUAACAUUCAUCCACAAUAGUGUUUUAGAGCAUCUGAAUUUCAGCAGUAUCAAGAGUUCUCCUGUGAGAGAUUGAUUACAACUAGUGAUCAGAAUGGAUCCAGCAGAGAGAUCCUGACUUGUACUCCCUCCACAUCUUCAGUCAAUAUAGUACAAGACCUCUGUAAAUCUGUGCUGUGUAGUGACAGGUAAACUGUCUUUGACAUGUAAAAUCGGUGGAAUGCUCCUUUAAUCUCGUUUCUUUUUCCUCUGCAGACUGGAUGAAACUGGACUCAGCAGCAGGAACCCGAGACUCGUCGAGGUCUCAGACGUUUGGUUAAAAAUCAGAGACGAUGUUGAGCCGAGGAGUUUUCAGGACAAACUCUUCACAUCACACAACUUCCCUUCACGGGAAGACGGACAAUUAGGCCACUACAAAAAACUGUCACUCAGUCGUCGUCUUCUGCCGCCACGAGCAGCGAGACGACGGAGAGGAGCUCAGCAGACGAUGUCGAUCAGGUGGAUAUUGAUCGACCCCGGACUGUUUUUGUACAACGUCUGCUGACUGAGUUUCUGUAGUGAAUAGGUUUGUCUUUGUUAAAAAUACUCAGGUUCUGCUGUGAAGUGAGAAGGAAACGAUGUGACCUCACAUCAGGGAUCAGCUUUCAUUGUUUAGGUCUGUUAUGACUUUAAAGAGACUUUACAAUACGCUUUUCAGAUGAGGUCAGUGAGACAGUUUGAUGGCCAUCUAAAUCAAUGGUUCACCACCUUUUUUGGCUUGUGACCCCUCAAAUGAAGUGAUAGCUACUUGUGACCAAUCCCCACGGGACCUGAGUUGUGAUUUUUCGUCUCAGAUUGUUUGAUUUGAAGGAUUUUUUUAGAGGUGAAAAUAUCCAGUUUUACUAAAGAAAAAAGCUGAAAUUUGUCCUUAUUAUCCCGUUAAUUAUUUUGAACCAGGAUGAUGGGCAUCAGCAUCAUCAGUGAUAACAAGGACAAUGCUAAUAUGCUGAUGUUAAGCAGGUAUAAUGUUUGUCAUGCUCACCAUCUUAGCUUAGUGUGUUAGCAUGUUAACAGUAGCACGAAAGACAAAGUGCAGCUGAGGCUGAUGGGAAUGUGGCAGGUAUUUGGUCAUAAACCAAAGUAAUUGUAAAAUUUAAAAACCUGAUGGUGGCGCUAGAGGAAACGUCAGAGGAUCAUCAGAGUCAGUGGGAUUCAUCCUCUGGGGAUCACGAAUGUUUGUACAAAAGUUAAUGUCAGCCGUGAGCGUGAAGGUUCAGUCUUGAAAUGUUUUGUUUUCCUAUUCCCAACUCACGGUCCACUUACUAGCUUUUUACAAAGCUUUCAGUCAUAUGACAUGCUAUUCAUCAGGAGAUGGAGUUUCCUCAGCCGUCAUCGACGUGGCGGAAGAGCUACAGCUAAAUCACAGAACUUUAAUAUGACUGAAAGCUCAGGAAAACGCUGGCGAGUGAAACCCUUUUUUCUUUCUUAUUUGGCUCAUGAACCUUCCUGACACGAUGAAAUCAGAGAACAGUGUCCCACUGUAAAAACAAAGAGGAUCGUCAGCACUGUGUGUGUGAACGUUAUGUGAGCUGGUCGGUCCCCGUCACAUUUCUCUUGUACAGUUGAUGUAAAUACUCGGUUGUAAAUCGCUGCUCUUUUCUCGAGUCCGCAGAACUACUGAUGUUUGUUGCUGCUUUUUGGCAGAAAAAAAACCCCCAAAAAAACCCAAUGACUGUAUUUGGACUUUUCUUGUUUAAGCUGUUACUGUCAUUUAUGUGAGUUUUACAAUGAAUAGUUGAAAAUACAAACUUGUGUUGAAUAAGAGACGUCAGUUUUCUUCAUGUUAUUUAAAGGGUAUUUUCCCAGAUAUUCAGCGUCACUUGCUUCAAACUGGAGUGAAAGAAGAAGCAUAGAGGUGAGUGAAACAUGGAAUGCAUUUAUUCAUCUGUUAGAGAUCAGCGUUAGAAAAAUGACAGUGGACAAAGGCAGUGCUUCCCGAGGAAUGAUUGUAAUGUGUGGAGAGAAACAGAUCGCAGCAAAUGCAGAACAUUUUCUUUUUACAUCUCAGGAAAUGAUGUUAAAACCAACACUGAGGUCUUAAUAGGGGAAAGCUCAGAGCGUGGUCCCUUUGCAUUCGGCAUUAACAUGCAGACAGAGGUUUGGACAACGUAUUCAGAUCCAGUGUUUGUUGUUUCCGUGUGUUUCUGGCUGAAUCCAACAAACUCUCUGCUCUACAACAAGGAAUUCAAUCUUUUCUGAUGCGAUUCAAGCCAAACUUUAAAUUUUAAAUUCAUGACUUUGAACAUGUAGCCCUAUCUGAACCUGAGCUGAUCAUAUUUUGACAGUUUUUUUCUCUUUGUACUGGAUGUAUUUGAUGUUACAGGGAGCAGCGGCUGAAGCAGGACGCAGCAAAACUAAAGGGAAAAACCGCCGGAGGAAACGAAGCCUGGACGAAAGACAGCGUUUGAUCUGGAGGUGAGAAAACACAACCGGCCAAAAGUCAAGAGUUGUUGAUCAGAAAAUGUGUUACAGGGUGGUGUAGGGUGUAAACACACGUUUCUAUGUUUCAAAACAAAUGAUAAAUGAUGACGUCUUCUAGCCUCAAAGGUCGGGAGCUGGUUUCACAAAGACCCCACUCACAGUCAGAGCUGAAAUUCAGAUGCAAGACGAUCGAUGUUCAUGGAUUCGUUUUGUUUUUGUGCAACUGGAAACAAUGUCGCCUCCAACAGCGACGUUGUUUUUGCUAAACUUUGCAUUUUGUUCCUUUAUCUGACGUGUUUCGUCUCAGCCUGUCGACCCGCCCUCAAGAUAUCACUCGUUUCUCAUAAACAAAAUGUUUUUUUCCAGUCUGAAGGAAGUGAAGGAUUUAACUAAAUUCUGGGUUGAGUGUGAUUAUCUUACUCUUAUAUUUGGACUUUGUUUAGCAGCUCUUAUCUUUGGUAGUUGUUGGGGUUGUUUGGCCGUUUCCGAUGAAAAGCCCUGUGACUGCUCAUGUCCGGGAUAAUCAAACUUUAGUCUAAGACCUCACAAAUGGCCUUUGGAUAAUCGUCUCUUUGUGAAACCAGUCCCUUCCCAUUAGCAUGGUGCAGGUCCAGUGACACAUGGAAACUGGGCUGAACUGGACUGAAAGUUUUACUCCAGUUGCUAAAUUUCAACUUGUAGUCAGAUCAGCUCAACACUGAAAUACAGUCAUUACAAUCUGUGGAAGCAAUCGCUGAAUUAAAUCUAGACAUCUAAACUAAAUCUUUAGAUCCGAUCAGGACAUCUGAGCCUCGUGUCCGUGCCCUCGCUGACUCUCAGACCUUCAGUCUUUGAUUUCAAGCUGCUCUCCUGCAUGUUAAUGCCGUCUGUAAAGGGGAUCAGCUGCUUUGCAACAAGGCGGAUCUUCGUGCUCUCAGACAAUCCCAGUCACCUGUUGUGCAGAGAAGAGCGUCAAGAGGAACAGAAAGCUCGGGAACAAACUCAGCAGCCUCAGGUGAAAAGCACAGGUGUGACGUCACGGCAGAUUGUCUUUAAAUUGUUUCUGUACACGACGCAGCAGGAGGCCCGGUUUAAUCUCUCAGCUUAGUUUUGCACGAUUUAUUGCUUCCCUUAACAACCUCACGAUCCCGAGCCGCUGAAGUAGAAACUGUUCUUUCAAAAAUAAACUUUUACAGUCCAGUAGGAAUAUCACUGCCGUCUGCACGUGCUGCACUUCCUGUAUAGAAAAUAUUUCAGUGUUGUAUGAAUGUUCCAGUUCAAGGCUGAGUACCAGUGCAUCGUCCACAGUUAACAACACGUCCGACUCGCUUCUCGCACAGCAGAGAGAUGAGAUCUUAAAACUUUCAAACAUUUUCUGGAAUCAGGUGAAUUUAUUCAACAAAACAGCCGAAUGGAGAUUUAAUUUUUUUUUUAAAGAUGACGUCAAUGAAAAACACGUGAAACUACCUUGGGAGUCACUGCGUUGGCAAAUUAUGUUUCCUCGUGUGAAAAGAUCAAAUUUAAAGACUAAAGAUGAUGUGAAUGACUUUUUUUUUGCGGCACUGAUCUGCUCUCGAACAGCAGCAACACGUGGAGUUGCAUCUCAGCAGUUGCAUAAUUAAUUCACAUUUUCUGCUUCGCUUGAUAAACCCAGACAAAAAAAAGAAAAAAGAAAAAAGAAUAAUCACAGAGUUGAAUCACUGCUCUGCCCAAAAAAAAGGGCUUCAUGUUUAGAGCCACGUUUGGUCUCCAAGUCAAAAGUUUUUGGACCUUUCUCAUUAGCUUCACACAGCAAAUCACACAUGAUGAGAAGAAAGAAGGAAUCACUACAUGAACAAAUCAACGAGGUCUGGAGUUACAUUCGGCUGGAAAGACAAAAGGUAAAAUAAAAAAGUAAGUUAUUAUCAAAUAUUGGAUUUAAUUACGAGUGCAGUCAGGAGGAAUCAUCUGACACUCAUGCAGCACUGCCUCACGGUGAGAGCUCACAACUCCUUGUGCAAGUUUGUUUUUUUUGUUUGCCCUGUAAGAAUCACAUGAAGACAAUGUAAACAGCAGGUUUUAAGUUGGAGGGGUCACCAGCUAGCUGUUAAGAUGGAAGCGACACACCAGUGAGACUUGAGUGUAAUAAUCAGGAAUGCAUAAUUACAGAGGAAUUAAGUUUUUCUUGUUUGGGGAGGCAGCUUCGAACAAAACAAAAAAAGAAGAAGUCCUACUUCUGGCAAUUACACCCUGUUAAAGUAGUAUUAAGGCCUCGUAGUUAGACUUGCAGAAAUGUUACAGAGAACAGAUUUCCUUGGAAAACCACUGGCUGUGAUCAUUUAGUAUGAUUUUUUUUUUCUGCAUAGGGUUCACUGCAAAACUCCCCCCCCCCCC